Molecule: messenger RNA, 2792 nt
Organism: Ambispora leptoticha
Lineage: Eukaryota; Fungi; Glomeromycota; Glomeromycetes; Archaeosporales; Ambisporaceae
Source: the annotation of a GenBank genome assembly
AAUCACAAAAAUACCAAACGGUCGAAAUCACCGAGGAAGCGCAUCUCUCCGAAAAGAAAACCGAAGAAAUAUCGGAAAAGAAGGUUGGCAACGUGCAACUUGACGAACACGAACAUGUGGAAGUGGGAGACGAUAUACCAGCAGAGUUGGAGGCGCUGCUUCACACUGACCCAAGUAAGGGCUUGACCACCCAAGAAGCACAAACUCGUCUGGAAACGUUUGGACGUAAUGAGUUGGCGGAAAUCAAGACUAACCCUAUCUUGAAGUUCUUGUCGUAUUUCACUGGUGCGAUUGCGUAUCUGAUCGAGCUUGCGUGUAUCUUUGCUGCUGUUGUCCAUGACUGGCUGGAUUUCGGUAUUAUCCUUGCUCUACUUUUUGUCAAUGCGUUCAUUGGUUUCAUUGAAGAAGCUCGUGCCGAAUCCGCACUAGACGCACUCAAACAAACACUUGCACAAAAAGCCAAAGUAUGGCGUGAUGGUCACUUUAUAGAUCUUGAUGUAGCAGAACUUGUGCCUGGUGACGUGAUUGGUCUUCGUCUAGGUGACAUUAUUCCAGCUGACGCUCGUCUUUUGGGUAUAAGCGUGACGGGUGGUGAGACGGAAGGUACACUCUCGAUUGAUCAGUCUGCAUUGACUGGUGAAUCCUUGCCCGUUGAAAAGAAGAAAGGAGAUACAGUCUAUUCGUCUUCGAUUGUUAAACAAGGUCAAAUGUUGGCUAUUGUCACGAAAACAGGAUCAAGGACUUUCAUUGGCCGUGCUGCUAACUUGAUUUCAAUCACUGUCGAACAAGGACAUUUCCAAAAAGUUAUCAAUCAAAUCGGAAACUUCUUGAUUCUCAUUACCACAGUUCUUGUUGCCAUCAUUUUCGUUUAUCAAAUGGUGAAAUUCCGUCAUACAGACAAAGGUAAAUUCCUCACAGUACUUCAAAACGUACUAAUUUUAACUAUCGCUGCUAUUCCGGUGGGUCUUCCAACUGUCUUGUCUGUCACUAUGGCUGUCGGCGCUAAACAAUUAGCCGCGAAGAAAGUUAUUGUGAAACGUUUGACCGCUGUUGAAGAGAUGGCUUCCAUCUCGGUACUUUGUUCUGACAAGACUGGUACUUUGACGCUUAAUGAAUUGACCUUUGAUGAACCUUAUCUAUCAAAUGGAUUUACCAAGGAGGAUAUUCUAUUGUACUCGUAUCUGUCUGCCGAACCUGGUGCAAAUGAUCCAAUUGAAUCGGCUGUGAGGAAUGCUGCUGAAGAAACUCUUGAAAUUCUUAAAAAUCGACCAAAUAAACAUGAAAUUCCAGGAUACAAAGUCACCGCUUUUGUUCCAUUCAACCCAACCACGAAAAUGACAUCAGCAACCGUAAUUAACCACGAGACUAAAGAAACAUUCAAGGUAGCUAAAGGUGCUCCUCAAGUCAUUAUUCGAUUAGUUGGUGGUGAUGAUGAUGCAGUACGUGCAGUGAAUUCUUUGGCCAAGCGUGGUCUUCGUGCUCUUGGUGUCGCCAAAACUGUUCCUGGGGAUCUUGAAAAAUACGAACUUGUUGGUAUGAUUUCACUUCUUGAUCCUCCUCGUCCUGACUCUGGGGAAACGAUUAGACGUUGCGGUGAAUAUGGUGUGGAAGUGAAAAUGAUCACUGGUGAUCAAUUAAUUAUUGCUAAAGAAGUCGCUCAUCGUCUUGGUAUGCAACGAGUUAUCCUUGACGCUAAUCAUUUAGUGGACCCAAAUAAAUCUGAAGAAGAAGUGACACAACAUUGUGAACGUGCUGAUGGUUUCGCUCAAGUUAUUCCCGAACACAAAUACCGAGUGGUCGAAUUAUUGCAAAAACGUGGUCUAUUGGUUGGUAUGACUGGUGAUGGUGUCAAUGAUGCUCCCGCCUUAAAGAAAGCUAAUGUCGGUAUUGCCGUGCAUGGAUGUACUGAUGCUGCUCGUUCUGCUGCUGAUAUUGUAUUAUUGGCUCCUGGUCUAUCGACUAUUGUUGAUGGUAUUACUACUUCCCGGGCAAUCUUUCAACGUAUGAGAUCUUAUGCUCUUUACAGAAUCACUUCGACGGUUCACUUUUUACUUUUCUUCUUCUGUAUCAUACUUGCUCGAGACUGGGAAAUGAAGGCUAUUCUAUUGAUUUUGAUUACUUUGUUGAACGAUGCUGCAACACUUGUAAUUUCCGUUGACAAUGCGAAGAUCUCGAGACGUCCCGAUAAAUGGCGUCUUGGUCAAUUGAUUACACUUUCCAUUGUACUUGGUAUUUUCUUAACUGCCGCAUCAUUCGCCCACUUCUUUAUUGCACGUGAUGUUUUCGGAAUCGCGGAAGAUGAUGAUCGACUAGAAACCAUCAUGUAUCUACACAUUUCAUCCGCCCCUCAUUUUGUAAUCUUCACGACCCGUCUAUCCGGACACUUCUGGGAAAGUCUUCCAUCGCCAUUGUUCUUUGUCGCAGUCAUGGGAACUCAAGUAUUCGCUAUGUUCCUCUCGGUCUACGGUUUGCUCACCACAGCUAUCGGCUGGGGAUGGGGUAUUAGUGUAAUCGGUGUAUCACUUGGCUACUUCAUAGUCUUAGAUUUCAUCAAAGUACAAAUUUUCAAAUACUGGUCAUUUGAACUCACCGCCACUUUAUGGCCAUCAAAAGAACGUAGAACUAAACUUCACGAUCGUCAUACACAACACGAGCAUAAUAUAAAGGUUCAACGUACUAUCAAUAAGGUUCGCAAGGUUGUGCUUAUGUCUAAAGUGGUGCUUGCAUUCAAGUAUGCAGCAGCAUCAGCGUCAGAGAAACGACCAAUCACAGCAGCAACCACAACAAUAUAA